Podarcis raffonei (Aeolian wall lizard) is the source of this 7070-nucleotide messenger RNA. It is a transcript of the gene RBM20, whose product is annotated as RNA binding motif protein 20. The record is from RefSeq and is a predicted model, not a curated record. Gene Ontology annotation, molecular function: mRNA binding; zinc ion binding. NCBI's taxonomy places the organism in Eukaryota, Metazoa, Chordata, Lepidosauria, Squamata, Lacertidae. The coding region runs from base 534 to 4223 and encodes 1229 amino acids. Gene Ontology annotation, biological process: regulation of RNA splicing. Gene Ontology annotation, cellular component: nucleus. The transcript has 14 exons.
GCGGAAUGGCGCCAAAACGUCCUGAGGGGAGAAGGAAAACAACAUGUCGCUGCGCCCCCCGAAGGCCGCGCAGGGGGGGACCGAGACGCUGUUGGCGGAACCGGGGGAUUUCUCGGUCCGCGCGUCCUAGGAGGAAAUGAUGGAAGCCUCCCCUGUCCGUUAUGGGAGACUUCUUACUACUAUCCUAGGUCACGGGCGCCCCGUCGCCUCACUGCAGCGCCCCUUCCCCGUCAGCAAAAUCCCCGCCAUGGCCAUAAGCCUCCGUCCUGGCGUAGGAGGGGGCCCCUCCUCCCUCCAUUGGCUCCGCUGCACCAGGCAUCGCCAUAAAUGCCUCUCCGCAGCCUCCCGCUGCCCCCUCAGCACAGACACCUUCCAGAAGGGCGAGCGGCCGCGAGGGGCACUUGCCGCCACCGCCGCCUGCGUCGAGUUCCUGCUGCACACGCUGCCCGGCCGGGGUCGGGUGUCUGGCGCUCUCCCCGCGGCUUCCCAGGGAGGCUCGGGUGGUGCUGGCUGACCCGCCGCCAGCUGCCUGAAUGGUCCCCGCGGCUGCCAUGAACCAGGCCCCGGACCCCAAUGGCCCCGAGCAGCCUGAGAGCAGAGAUGCCCGCGCCUCGGCUCCUCUCCAAGCCGGAGCCGGAGGCGGUGGCGGCGGCCCCUCCAGGGGGAUGCCGCCGCCGGCGCCGAACCUGCCCCAACUCAUCCAGAAUGCUGCCAAGCUUCUGGACAAGAAUCUGUUCUCUGUCAGCACCCCGAAUCCUCUGCUUCCUUCUCCUGCAGGUCUUCAGCUUGCUCAGCUGCAAGCCCAGCUUACCCUGCACAGGCUAAAAUUGGCUCAGACAGCAGUCACCAACAACACAGCAGCUGCAACUGUCCUGAAUCAAGUUCUCUCCAAAGUGGCCAUGUCUCAGCCUCUGUUCAACCAAUUAAGACAUCCAUCCAUGUUUAACGCUCCUCAGGGACAUGUUGGAGGGCCUGGAGUUACCAACUCUAGAUUCCCACCUGGUGGAAUACAUUUUCCAGCACAAAACCCCGCUUUGGCAGUACCGAGUGGAACUCUGGGGCCUGUAAAUAACCUUCAAAAUCAAAACCCAAAUGCUGUUGUCAUAAAUCCUUUUGGAGGUGUAAUAUCUCAGACAGCUGGACAACAGGCUGUAGUUAUGGGACUAAAUAAGUCUGGCAUCUCCUCUGCUACAGGUGGAUUUUAUGACUAUGGUAAACAAGUAUUUCCCUCUGAUGCAGAACAGUGCAGCCAGCAUGGCUUUGUGACCACUGCGUCUCAUUCAGUCCCAACUUCUUCUGGAGUUGGAACCUAUGAUGGUCAUUUUGGUAAGCAUGACAACCAUCCAGGAUUUCAGAAAGACUUUUAUGGAGUGAGUUCUAAAGGCCAGCAUACAGCUGGUGUACAGACUUUGACUUUUGCUGCUGAUCCACAUAAUUCUCAUCAGAUUAUAAAUCAAAAAGGCGAGGCGGGUUCUGUAGUACAUGAAACAGAAACAAAGCAGUGGGAAAAUCCUUCUACUUUUCCUAGCCAAAAUAAGCCUGACACCAUGCCCAAUGCCAGCAUGUGGCCAUCAACAAGUGCCCCAUAUGAAAUAAGAAACGAUCUCUACAACCCUGAAGAACCAACGCCUGACACAAAGUUCAGUGCUGGCGCUCCACUUCCUUUCAGCAGAACCAAAAGCAGUAAGCAGAAUUUCAGCAACUCACGAAUGAGACAGAAGCAGGAAGCAGAUUUCUCAGUGAGACCUCUUCAGUCUCAUGAGCUAAAUGACUUUCAUAGUAUAGCACCUGUUUGCUUCCCUCACAUCUGCACCUUAUGCGAUAAGAAGAUCUUUGAUCUAAAGGACUGGGAUCAGCAUAUUAAAGGAAAUCUUCACAUUCAAAAAUGCAUUGCUUUCUCAGAGAAUUCCAACAUACGGUGUGUGCUAAGUUCAGCAGAAGGAAUGCUGCACUCUUCUCCAAAUAACACAUCUGCAUUUAAUCUUUCUGGUUCCGAAGAUUACACUUUAAACGUGGGGACAUCAUACAACUCUACACCUUCAUUUGGCCAGCCAGGUUCUACGUUUUCUUCUAUACUAUCCGGAGUAAAUCUGCCACAAAGGAAAAGUACACCAGGUCGAGUAGUACACAUUUGUAAUCUUCCUGAAGGAAGCUGUACAGAGAAUGAUGUUAUUAAUCUUGGACUUCCCUUUGGAAAAGUCACUAAUUAUAUCCUUAUGAAAUCUACCAAUCAAGCUUUUCUAGAAAUGGCCUACACUGAGGCAGCUCAGGCUAUGGUGCAGUACUACAAAGAAAAACCUGCAAUGAUAAAUGAUGACAAAUUGCUCAUUAGAAUGUCUAAAAGAUACAGAGAACUUCAGUUGAAGAAACCAGGUAAGAAUGUGGCAGCAAUAAUCCAAGACAUCCAUUCUCAGAGGGAGCGGGACAUGUUGCGGGAGACAGACAGAUAUGGACCUGAAAGGCCUCGGUCUCGCAGCCCUAUAAGCCGUUCUCUUUCCCCAAGAUCACACACUCCAAGCUUUACUUCCUGCAGUUCCCCACAUAGUCCGCUGAGCACAAACUGGACAGACUGGGGAAAUGGAAGAGAGCAAUGGGAUCAGUCUUCAUAUUCCCGAAGGGAGGAAGAAAGAGACUCAAUGCCCUGGAGAGAGAAUGGGGAAGAGAAAAGAGAUAGAACUGACACAUGGGUGCAUGAGAGAAAACAUUAUGUGCGCCAUUUGGAUAAACUAGACUCGGAAGAACGUUCUGAAGGAACCAGAAGCUACAGAGAAAAAUAUUUAAGAGGGGGGUCACCCAGUGCAAAGGGGAUUCAUGGUUUGCCUGGAUAUAAGAACAGAGAAGAAGACUAUUAUAGGAAACCAACAAAGCAAAAAUCCGAUAAAUAUUCAAAACAGACACUGGAUACAGCUCCAAAGUGUAAAAGGAAGGAAGAAGCAAGAUUGAAAGAACACAAGCAUUCUCACUGUGAAGAUCCAACAAGAGAAGAAAAAUUAGAACAGAAACCCAACAAGGUCCCUGACAGUAUCAAGCAAAAGCAAAGUGAUAAGGAAAAAUUCAAGGAUUCUGAUAAAAAGUCAGAGGAAGAAGUACCUGAUGAGGCUGAAAGAGUUAAUGUGAAUACAGGGGCAGGAACUGAAAAUGAGGUUAAAAAAAUAUAUUCUAAUAUGGAGAUACCCUUUCCCGCAAAUAAGCAGAUGAAAGAAGCAGAAGAUUCUAUGGAAAACUCAAGAAAAGAAAAGGACUGGGAGAGCGGAAGUGAGAUGGAAGCUGAGACCUGGUAUCCAACUAAUAUGGAAGAGCUUGUAACUGUAGAUGAGGUGGGAGAAGACGACCUUAUAAUGGAACCGGAUAUAACGGAACUUGAAGAAAUAGUAACAGUAGGUCAGAAAGACCAAGAAUGUCCUUUAGUGAGUUCUUUAGCUGCUGGAUUACAGGUGAAGAAUGAGCACAGCUUAUUAAGUGGAAGUAAAAACAAAUCAAAUGCAAUGGAAUCAAGCUUAGGGUCAGAAGAGGAAAACGCAGGAGAUCUCCCUGGCUCUGAAGGUGAUAAUGCAGCUGAUAAAGCACUACAUCUAAAUCUGGACACUGAGCAGAAGCCAGAUGAAUUGCAAGAAGACAGACCUCUAAGGGAUUCUGAUUACCAUGUUAAGCAAAGAAAAAUAACAGAAAGCACUAACAUUCAUUUAAGGAUGGAAGAGCAGUGUGUGUCUUCUGAUCCUCCAAAAGAAGAGCUCUUCCAGCCGAAUGACACACUCGAAGGUGAUGAUAAAGCAAUGGAAUCAUUAGAAAGCGAGAGUAGAAAAGCUAUGGAAAUGCUGGUAAAAAACUCCCAGGAGGAAACAAGCUGUGGAAGUCAGGAACAUCAAAAGGCACCGGCAAAUUGUAGGUAUCAGGAAAUGAAAACUACUGACUUCCCAGAGGUAGAAUCCAAAAGAUCUUACUUUUCACCAUCAUGGGAACAAGAAGAUGUUUUUACGGAGCUCAGCAUUCCCCUAGGCAUGGAAUUCGUUGUGCCCAGAACUGGCUUUUACUGCAAACUCUGUGGACUUUUCUAUACAAAUGAGGAGAUAGCAAAGACUCGUCAUUGCAGAAGUACUGUUCACUACAAAAAUCUUCAGAAGUACCUAUCCCAGCUUGCAGAAGAGAAUCUGAAGAUGAAUGAGAAAGAAAGCAGUUUGCCACAAGAUGAUAAUGGGAUUGUCCCUCACUUUGAGGAGAAAUAACUAUGAGGUGAACACUAAUGGUUUUCUGCUGAUCCUGCUUAUGCACCUUUUGUUUGCACUGUUGAAAGGCAAGCAUAGUGAGAAGCUUGUUCUAUGCAUCUACACUGACAGCACCAUUUAAAAACAAUGUCUGAAAUACAGUGAAGCAAAGUGACAUAUCUGAUAGCAGUAAAGCUCCACUUUCUCAGCCUGUAAUAGGCACAACAGCUCUCUUUAAACUAGAAUUCUCAGGGAUUCUCUCAGUGUUGGUUCAGGUAAAUUGUUUAGUGAAAAUAUUCUGGGAGUGAGGAAGAAAUAACCUGAAAAAUCCUUGGUUAAAAUACUUUUAUUUACAUCACCUAGUCCAGCAGCGAACUACGGGUCUUGUAAGUACAUCUAUAAGUUAUUGUUGUGUUACUGCUGAUAACAUGGGUUCAAUCAGAUGAUAACAAUAUCCAUGUCUUGUAUGAAAUACUCACAGUUCAUAUAUUCAAAGGGCUUACAAUCUACAUUGGGGUGGGGGUGGGGCAGAAGCAGUGAAGCCCUUUCCCCCUUCAGUGCCUUGACAACAUUUCAGAAGACUAAAUAUGUUCCACGUUUUGCCUCUGGUAGGAUUACUUAUCUCUUCUCUUCUUUCCUUAAGGUUUUAUUCUUCCUAAUUUUAGAAAUAAACCAGGCACUUAAUUUUGUUUCACUCAGAGCCAUCACCCAAUUUAAGAAACCUUAGUCGACUGACAGUAUAAGUGUAUUAAGUCUGCAUAAAUUUGCACAUGAAUAAAAGAAGUCCUAAAGUAGGGACAUCUUCCUUUGUCUCAGAUGAUGAACAUACUUGUUGCACCAUCUUAGAAUGUGCAAUGAGGGAUGCAGGAGGGAGGUGGUGGCACAUGAUGGUGGGAAGGUUUGGUCCCAGGGCAUGGUAGAAAACACAAGAUGCAGCAGCCUUGCUGAAACUAAGCAGGUUGGGUGUGGUCUGUGCCUGCAUGGGGAAAUGAUUGAGGAGCAUCUGGUAUGCUUUGAGUUGCAUAAUGGAAGAAAGGCAGAUAUACAGUUAAAGAAAAAAUAUCCUGCAUUUGCCCAGUUGAUCAGACACACCAUCUAAAUUAAUUAAAAUGUUUUUAAUGAUUGAUCAGCUAAAGCUCUGAGCAGACUUUGAAUUUCACUUCCAUUAAUUUCUAUGUUGAUGAUAUAGGUGCCCAGUAUAGUAUUAUUAUAGUUGUGUUUCAGCAAUAUGUGUGUUUAUAUCACCCAGAGUUCCACUAAAGUAAACUGCUUUACUUUUUUGUUGUUUUAGUAAGGCUUGGAGUGGUAAAAUGCAUAGAUUCUGUAAAACUGUUAGUAGCAUUAAUCACAGGAUGAUCUUUUUAAAAAUGUACCAGGUACCAUUUGAGUUGCUGAGCCAUAUCUAAAAUCAGAGCAAGUGUAUUUGUUGCAUUUCUUUUUUUUAAUGUUUUUAAAGAAAAUUUGAGAAAUUAUAGGGAAAAUAUCUGUGAAUGUAUCUUCCCAUCAUUCACUGCCUUCAUAAAGUUUACCAUAUUAUAUUUUCUUGCUAUUGGCACCUUUAAGCAUUUUCUUAUCUAUGAGUAAAUUAACACAAAAAAAUCGCCCAGUUGCCAAGAUCUCCCAAUAAAAAUAUAUUACCUGUUUCAUAUUAAAAUGUUUUUUUGUGGGAGGAAAUGGAACCAGCAUCUUCAGUUAACUUUCUUUGUUAUCUUGUAAGUGUGUGCUGUCACUAGGCUAGGUUCCAUUUCAUUAAAUGGCAGAAACAUUCCAUUUAUUACCAUCAGAGAUGAGGUCAAACAGCACAUUUCAGAUUCAUAAACUUUAGAGCCUUUGAGGUCCUGACCUUCGGCUAGGCAAUGUAAGUAAGAGGCAGGGGCAGACAUGGCUUUCAAGCACACAUCUAAUCCCACGUAUCAGGUGUACUGAACUUUGCAUCCAUCCACUUUAAAACAUUUUAUUCCACCUUUCAGCAUAAAAAUUUCAAAGGUGGAUAAGAGAGUUUUAAGUCUCUUAAAAUAGAAAAAUGAAAACCAGCAAUAAAAGAAAUAAAUGUUUACGGCUGGCUUUUAGAAAUAUGAAUACUCUUGCACUGUUACAGGAAAGUCAUAAUUAAUCUGUGGAGGGAACAUGGAGAUCUUUAUUUUGCCAUCAGUAAAAAUGCUGACAUGGGCAGUUCCCAAUGAAGUAUGCAUAUCCUGCUGGGAGAUAACCACACAUAGCUGUGGAGGUGGGAGGCUCUUCUCUUGCAACAAUGGGCCACCUUGGCUUGGAAUUUUUGCACCAAAAAUCUGAAACUUAAGAAAUGCUACUUUCAUACCUGACUGAAUUCUUCACAAAUGUCAUUUGUACACAUUAAGUUGUAUGUAUAGCACAAUGCAGACUAUUUAUUACUACUAUGUAAAAAGCUUUCUUAUUUAUAAAGUGUUGCAAAAUAUCUCAGAUAAUUUUUUUAAAGUAUUUAGAACUAGUAAUAAUUUCUUAUUUGUCUUUACUUACUACUGUAAUGGGUGUUAAGUAUCCCAUGUAUUAUUAUUUUUCAUUCUAAAACCAAAGAAUCUAAGAAUUGCCCCCCCCCCAAAAACUUGACAACUAUGCUACUGGCCUGCACACUAGUUUAGUAUCAGGCUUUCAGGGUUUUUCUGUCUCUGUAAGUCUGUGUUUGUUGGUAUAUACUUGAACUGGACCAGACGUUACUAUUUAUUGAGUUCACACAAUCUUGUUUAAUCAUUGGCUUGUAAACAUUUAGAAUGUAUUAGAAUUUAAGUUAUUUAGGAAGCAUCACAAGUUUUAAUUGCUCUGUGUACCUGAGAUUUCAAAUUGUGUUUAUUAAAAUGGACAAAUUAUUGUAAUAAAGAGAAUUUUAAUGGC